Labeo rohita (rohu) is the source of this 5628-nucleotide messenger RNA. RefSeq names its product gastrula zinc finger protein XlCGF8.2DB. The record is from RefSeq and is a predicted model, not a curated record. The transcript is spliced from 3 exons. The coding region runs from base 136 to 1212 and encodes 358 amino acids. NCBI's taxonomy places the organism in Eukaryota, Metazoa, Chordata, Actinopteri, Cypriniformes, Cyprinidae.
AUUUUGGUUUCGUGGUGUGACGUCAAUCGGCUGCGCUCCUGCAUCGUUGUGAUUCGGAUGAAGAAAGGACGAAGUGAUGAAAACACUGAAAAACUCCUGGUGAGCCAACUGAGAUUCAUGUGACACAGUAUAAAGAUGAUGUUUAUUAAAGAGGAGAGUGAAGACCUGAAGACUGAAGAAGCAUUCGAACAUGAAGAUACCGAUGAACAAAGAAAGACAGCAUUUAUUAAAGAGGAGAGCGAAGACAUGAAGAUUGAAGAAGCAUUCGAAGUCAAACUUGAAGAUACUGAGACACAAACAGACACAAAGUCACUGAAAGAGGAGAGACAAGAACUGAAUGAAAUAGAGGAGAAGGAUCAGUAUGAGGAACUUAAUGAUUUAAUAACUGCGAAAAAAUCCAAAAAGACUAAAAAGACUUCCUCACGAAAAAGAGCUCAGAAGACCAAAUCUACCACCUGCCGUCAGUGUGGAAAGAGUUGCCGUGGAAAAAAAGUCCUUGAAGAACACAUGAGAAUUCACACUGGAGAAAAGCCUUUCUCCUGCCCUCGGUGUGGGAAGACUUGCAGUCUCAAAGGGAAUCUCAUAAGCCACAUGAGAGUUCACACUGGAGAAAAACCUUUCAUCUGCCAACAGUGUGGAAAGAGCUUCAGCCAAAGCAGCCACCUUAUAACCCACAUGAGAAUCCACACCGGAGAGAAGCCUUUCACCUGCCAACAGUGUGGAAAACAUUUCACUCAAAAGUGGAGUUUUAUAAAACACAUGAGAAUUCACACUGGAGAAAAGCCAUUCACAUGUGAUAAGUGUGGAAAGAGCUUCGCACUAAAAGAAACCCUAAGUUUUCACAUGAGAAAUCACUUAGGAGAAAACAGCUAUAUAUGUCCGCAGUGUGGAAGGAGUUUCAAUUAUAAAGUAAGCUUCAAGACUCACUUGAGAGUUCACACUGGAGAGAAACCUUACACAUGCUCUCACUGUGGACAGAGUUUCAGCCACAAAGGGAACCUUAUAAGCCACAUGAGAAUUCACACCGGAGAGAAACCUUACACAUGUCAACAGUGUGGAAAGAGCUUCUCACGAAUAGGAUCUCUUAAGAGUCACAUAGUCGUUCACACUGGAGAGAAGCCGUUCACAUGUGAUCGGUGUGGCAAGUGUUUUGGACGUAAAGUAAACCUUAAUCAACAUGUAAAGACUCACUUUAAGAGAGAACAGUUUUAGAUGUUAAGAUGGAAUAUUUUUCACAGACAUUAAAACCUUAUGCAUCAUGUAAUAACUGGAGAGAAGUGUGCCAUCACUAGCUACGUUUACCCAAAUAAUCCAUUAUCUGAAAAGCCGUUGGGGUGAUUUUCAAAAUGUAAACAAUAAAGUCAUGGUACUUGGAAAGUACUUAAGUGGCAGUCUGUACAUUUUGCAUUGGUUUAUAACCCGUCAUUGAACAAAAAAGUUUGACCAGGUGUAGCUAGUCUGUAAUGGCAGGUGGAGCAGAGCCCCACACAAAAUUUUCACCCAAAACAUAGACCUCACACUUUAAAUUCAUUUAGAAGAUUAAACAGUAACGUUACUGUAUGCUGGUGAAGUGUUCAAACAGAACUGUAUUAGUUUUGUGCAGGAAUAUUAUUAUUCUUACUGUUUGUUUUUAAUUUAUAAUGUGACUUAGGCAGCACCUAUAUUUUUAUAGUUUCACUUGAAACAAUUCAAAAUAAGGUUCAUUUUCCAUAACUAACAUUAACAAAAAUAAUUAAUGCUGUUAUGAACAGUGUUGGGGUAACACAUUACAAGUAAUGUGAGUUACAUAAUAUUAUUACUUUUUCCAAGUAACUAGUAAAGUAAUGCAUCACUUUUUAAUUGACAAGAAAAUAUCUGAAUGUCAGAAAAUGAAUAAAAUGAAUAAAAACCAUGAAAUUCAACUAUGACGCGAAUAUGACGCAAACUUGCAAUAAUUAAAUAUCCUUUAUGCAUUUAUUCCCAUUUUAUUAACUAAUGUCUUUGCUGCCGAACAUCGAUGAUCCAAUUCAACCAUACUAAUAAGCAAAAAUUACUUACAUAAUGAUAAUCUAACAUUUGUUUUCCUUUUUUUCAUUGCUGAAGAGUUGACUUUUUUUUCUAUGGUCUACCAUACAAACGUGAAUUUACUUUUCUCAAAGCCUGAGGCUUUUGGUGUGAAAAGGCUUUUACAUUUGCCAAAAAUAGAACUUUUGGUAACACUUUCUAUGAAACCUGUAUUUAUAAUACAUUAUAAGCGCAUAGCUUAAGGCAUUAUAAUGAAUGCAUAAUGCAUUAUAAAAAACCUUAUAGUAUGUUGUAUCAUCUCAUGAGUAUUCAUAAGAACAGUUUAUAAUACAAGAAUGUAUUAUAUUUUUUACUUAUUUGUGGUUAUAGCUUUUAAAGAGUAUGAUUACCAUAUUAUAAAUCUCAUAUCUUGCCAUGUUACACAUGUCACUUUACUUAAAGCAUACAAAGACCACUUAUAAGUAAUAGUAAUAAUAAUAAUAAUAUUUCUCAAAGAGCCAUAAGAUCAGGUAUCAGAUCAGAUGAAUGUGUAAUAUGACACAUUUGUAUUAUCAGUUUGAUUAUUUUGAUGGUGCUGCAUGUCAGUUAGCAGUAAUUAUUAUUAGUAGUUUGCUAAAUGUAUGCCAACAUUGUAUUUUGAUGGUUCCCCAAAAGGCAGUAAGUAACUUUGCAAGUACGUGAACCUGCCACCUAACCUAACCUUACCUUAACCUAAGUCUAUUAAUACUCUAAGGCAGUGGAUCCCAACCACAUUCCUGGAGGCCCCCCAACACUGCACAGUUUGCAUCUCUCCUUUGUCUGACACACCUAUUUCAGGUCUUAGAGUCUCUACUAAUGAGCUGACUGUCUGAAUCAGGUGUGUUUGAUUAAGGAGACAUGGAAAACAUGCAGUGUUGGGGGCCUCCAGGAACGUGGUUGGGAACCACUGCUCUAAGGAGUGUUAGUUGACAUAUAGUUGGAAAAUUGCUUAUUGUCAAUACACCAGGGAGACCAACAAAAUAAAACAUAAUAUAAUGUAAAAAAUAAAUGUAAUAUGAUAUAGUCCAUUAUAAAUGAUGUAGAUUUUAUAUGCUGUCCUUUGUGUUAUAAAUAAUCACAAUCUUAAAAGUUAUAACCUCAAAUACUCAAGUAUUAUAAUGUAUUAUAAUUGUUAUAAUUAUUCAUGAGAUGAUAUAACAUAAGGUUUUUUAUAAUGCAUUAUGCAUUCAUUAUAAUGCCUUAGAAAUACCAUUAUAAUAAAUAAGGGCUUCAUAGAAAGUGUUACCGAACUUUUUGUAUUAAAAAGAAACAAGCAAGCCCUGCCUAGAUUUAUAAAGUAACGCAAAAGUAAAGUAACGCAUUACUUUCCAUAAAAAGUAACGUAAAAUAUAACGUAAUUAGUUAUAUUUUUAGGGAGUAUCUCAAUUUUGUAAUGCAUUACUUUCCCCAACACUAGUUACAAAUGUAUUGUUCAUUGUUAGGUCAGGUUUAGUUAAUACAUUUACUGAUGUUAACAAAUGAUACCUUGUUGUAAGUGUUGCCGUAUCACUUAUCAUCAGCUUUUUUAAAAAAAAGAAAAUGUAGCUUAACACCCAAUAGUCAAAAACUCUGUUUCUCUCUUUAGAUGCACUUUUGAUAUAUCUAGUUUGCAACUUCUGUGUGAAUGUUUGAACACAAUGACUAUUGGUGAAAUGGGCUGUGAGGCAUGGGACGCCAGGUAAAAUCUUGCCUAGGGCAGCAAACUGGCCAGGGCCGGCCCUGCUUUUUCCACAUUUUGUCAAAGUACAGCCUUAUUCCAAAAUGGAUUAAGUUCAUUAUUUUCAUCAAAAUUCUACAAACAAUACACUAUAAUGACAAUGUGAAAGAAGUUUGUUUGAAAUCUUUUCAACUUAAAAAUAAACAAAUAAAUCACAUGUACAAGUAUUACCAGCCUUUGCCAUGACACCCAAAAUUGAGAUGUUUCUACAACUUGAUUGGAGUUCACAUGUGGUAAUUUCAGUUCGGAGCACUUGGGGGAUCGGUGCCUUGCUCAAGGGUCUCACCUCAGUCGUGGUAUUGAUGGAGAGAGCACUGGUUAUUCACUCCCCCCACCUUCAAUCCCUGCCGGACCUGGGACUUGAACCCGCAACCUUUCGAUUACAAGCCUGACUCUCUAACCAUUAGGCCACAGCUGCCCUAAUUGAAGUGGAAGUGAUCAGCCUUAAGAAAAACCAGAAGACUUUUUGAUGAAACUUUUGGCCAUGAUGAUUUUGUCAAGGCAAUCACUGGGCAGUUAAUGUGGACAGUUGGAAAUGUUCUCUGCAUUGAUAUCCUCACUGUUUGGUGGCCGAGAAGUGCAAAACAAAUCACAAUUCUGAAAACAACAUAAGAAAUUACGGCUGACUGGACGAGACAUCUGUCAAUCAAGGUAUACAAGAAGAACAGCAGAGUCGUGAAAAUUGCCCUUACUAUGGAAUAAAAAAUAUACAUGUACAUUUACAACACUGUACUCUGUAUUAUAUUAUCCUUGAAUCAGAACACAAAAAAAUAGUUGACGCUAAUGCGAGGGUGUUUCUAAUACAGUGGCUUUGGGAGUGAUGGUAAAUUUGGCAUAGUUCUCUUCUGACUGCCUUUAUUAGUAGCCUGUCUCUCUAUUUUUUUCUUCUCGUGAAAACACUCAUUGCGCAUUUCUUUUGCUAUUUGAACAACUGGGAAUGAAAAAAGGGGAAUAUAAAUACCUGAGUGAGCUCUUAUCGCAUUAUAGUCCCUCACGUCCGCUGCGUUCUCAAAACUCUGGCAAUUUGAUAAUACCGAGAAUAUCAAAAUCAACCGCGGGCGGCAGAUCUUUUUCUUAUUUAGCACCCAAACUCUGGAACAAUCUACCCUACAAUGUUCGGGACGCAGACACACUCUGUCAGUUUAAAUCUAGAUUAAAGACCCAUCUCUUUAACCUUGCUUACACAUAACAAAUCCACAUUCUUAUAAUUCAGAUCCGUUAAAGGAUUGUUAGGCUGCACUAAUUAGGUCAACCGGAACCGGGAACACUUCCCAUAACACCCGAUGUACUCGGUGCAUCGUCAGAAGAAUGGCAUCUACGCUAAUAUUAGUCUGUUUCUCUCUUAUUCCAAGGUCACAUUAACCACCAGAUCCAGUCCGUAUCCAGAUCAGAUGGUCACUGCAGUCCCCCAGAUCCAGUCCGAACCCAGCCCAGACGGUGGAUCAGCACCUAGAGACGACCUCUACAGCCCUGAAUGUCAGCGGAGUCCACAUCAACUAGAUGAGCCCCAGAGACGGAUCCACAUUAAAGACCACAUCACCUAGACGGCUGUCGGCACAAGACCACGGGAACUUUGGCCAGAGGAGAACUGGCCCCCCGACUGAGCCUGGUUUCUCCCAAGGUUUUUUUCUCCAUUUGUCAUCGAUGGAGUUUUGGUUCCUUGCCGCUGUCGCCUCUGGCUUGCUUAGUUGGGGACACUUUCUCUUAACACAAUAUUGCAUUUUAUUUUAUUGUUUUUGAUUAACUACCUUUACCUAUAAUGUGAGUGUUUAAUGUUGCCUUUGGCAUUGUUGAUGUACUGUUUCCUAUUUAAUACUGUACAGCCGCCUUGUCACAAUUCUGUAUUGUUAAAGGCGGUAUAUAAAUAAAGGUGACUUGACUUGACUUGA